ACCCAGGGAGCGCUCAGCCCCCGCCCCUCCUCGCAGCAAUAGCCGGGGGGCUCCCCCUGUGAUGUGCCCCCUUUCCCGCAUUAACCCCCCCGGGAAGCUGGACAGCACCGUAUCCUGCUCCGCAGCCACCUCACGUGCUCGUCUCCCCAGACUCAGCCACAGAGAGCGGAGUUUUGGUGCCGGGUUUAACCACCCGCCCUGCUGCUAUCCCCGUCUGAGGAAACUGACUUGCGCUUUGACCCCGUGGGGGCUGGCGGCUGUUCCAGACCUACAUAAACGGGAAAAAAAAAUGUAUUUAUAGCUGCUAUGCACUGUGUAUUUUCAUCCACAUCUUGUGGGGAGAGAAAAAAGGGGGGGCUGACUAAUCAGUGUUGUAUAGAUGCUUCUCCUGAUUGGCUGGGCUGCUGGAUGCUUUUUAUCUGAAAUCAGGAGACAGCCUUUCUAGCGGAUGAUGGACAGGAUGGGGAGGUUAAAACCUGCAUGUGGAGGUGUUUGAAUGUGAUCAAAUAUGAUAUGAGCAGAAACAGAGACAAACGUUCUGAGCUAGUUAAUUUACUGUAAUUCAACAGGUGCUUUAUCUGCUAUAUUCACUUCCCUGUUUUUUGUAGCAAAAGCUGACUCCUGACAUUUGCAAGAAUUGUUUAUGAUCUGUGGGUUAGGGUAGGGAGAGGAAAAUGGGAGAAACUUGUUAAAACUAUAGAGCCUUUAUCAGAAACUAUCACAAAAGUGUCUUUGUGUUAAACAACAAAGGGCAGUCAAUCAAAAAAAAAAACAAAAAAAACGCUGCGCAAUACAGGCUCUCAAGACAAAAUGUUCAGUUACUGAAGGAUAAAUGUAUUGAUUUCCUUUUGAAAAUAAACUACUUUUGUAAAUAGAGGUAGGGUACAUUGAUUUUGUCUAUUUGUACGUGAACAUUUUUAUUUAUUUGAAUAAACGAUUAAAGCCUUUUGUGUUGCACCAACAGCACCUUUGUAACUGUGAAUGGGGCUGUUUCUUAAUCUAUUGCAGUCAUCUGAUUGUAUUUAGUUUGUGGGAUUGAGAAAGAUAAGCAGUGAUUACACAAAGAUAAAUAUGGGCUGAUAAUAUGCAGAGAAUGUGCAGCUUAUUUAGGAUCAUUUUAAUUUCCUUUCUAGACUAAAAUGUCCAGAAGAUGUAAAAGCUAAGGAAUUGGAACCAAAACCCUUUCAGACUGGUAGUGAAAUUGUAAUAGGACAUGGCAACCAGCUUACAACUUUAUAAGAAGAGUACAUUUCCUCCUCUUCUGAAUAUUUAUCAGCUGCCGCAUUUCAGGAAUCAGAAUGACAAAAUCCCCAAAAAGAUGAUAAUGAAAAAUGACAACGGGAAGAAGGGGAGUAACAAAUCAUCAUUUAGUGAUGAAGACAAAGAAGAAGCAAUAAAACGGGCCCUGCUAGAACAGCACCAUCUUGAAAACUACAAGAAUCUAUACAGGCUGAGAAAUGCCAUGUAUGUGCGUUACAGGGAUUUGUUGAACAAGAAAGUUCAAAAGCAACGAAUUCAGAUCCAAAUGUCUGAUCUCAACUUCAAGCAAAAUCUUGAACAGCAAGGGAGAAAAAAGUGUAUCCCUGGACAUCAAGUGCCCUACUGCAAAUUGUCUCAGGAUGCUAAGUACCUCAAGUCUAUUCCACAGUCCAGUCAUUACCUGAUUAUAGGAUUGCAGAAUGAGUUAACUAGACAAGGAAUCUUAAAGAACAAGCAAGAUUAUGAAGACUUUUGGACACUGAUCCUAGAGGGCACUCACGGUUCACGGCUUAAAGAAAAACUUCAGGAUAUAAAAUUAAAAAUGGCUGCAGCCAAGUCUUUUCCUUCACAUCCUGUUGUGAGAAUCAGUGCAGCACAGUCAGCAAAUGUCCUUCUGAGCAACCGAUGUGGACAGCUGAAAAUGAGCUCAGCUUCUCUACCAGGAUCAGUGUCCUGCCAGCCUCCAGUUCAUCAUCCAAGUAAACACACAAAGGCCGAAGAAGAAACUGAGCAAUUUCCUAAGCUGCUGCUUUCUUGGCUUUCUGAAUUGCAGAAAAGGCCUGAAGAGCAAUCCAGAACUCAGGAGGUGAACAAACCUUGCAAAAGGACUAGGAAGCAUUUCCACCAUGAACGACAUCUGAUUUACUUGCAUCAUAUGUAUCAUCUCGCCCUUCUUAAUAUGACAUCUUCCAAGAGACUGCUGGAGAAAAAUGGUCAGUUCGCAGUUGCUGAAAAAGAGCACAGUGUCCAUGAUCUGAUGGAAUACUUGUUUCCAGUCAUCAGAAACAACCUGGAAGUAGCUCCACUGAAAGAGGGAUAGAGGAAAGCACAUUUCCCAUUUUGCUAGAUAGGAAACAGCAUGAGCAAUGUCACAGGGGCUUCUCCAAAGCACACAUCAUUUUUAAAGAAAUGAAAAACCAUUCAAAGGAGAAACAUGAAAAUAAAGGAGCUGUUGAAAUUUUGGAGGAUCUGAAAUACAAUAACAGCGCCUUUGCCCCACAUGAAAGGAUCCCUGUGCCCUCUUACUAUGGGAAGAUGUGGUUCAUGAACAAAUCCAGUUGUGGCAUGUAUUUUUAUUUACUCUUUUGUCCCCCAUCAGGUAGUGCUGUAUAGCCUGAAGGAGCUGUCAUACACUUUUACCCCAUAGAUUAAAAGUUCCUUGUAGUACUCAGAGAGCAGAACUAUUAUAGCAUCAAAUUCUACUCUCCAGUGCACACAGAGUGAAGGACAGAAAUAUGGCCAAGUGACCAAACAAAUAGGUGCAGAGACUCACACAGUUGGGGUGGAUCCUUUUCACUUAAACUGCAUUACAGGAGUAUCGUUCAAUCCACUGCUUUAUCCCUUUGAAUGGUGGGAAGUCAGCAGAGGGGAGGAUUGAACUUGCAGCCACUUACGCUGACAAGUACAGCAUACCCUGCCGCAACAAAGACAGUCUGGUUUGGUAAUUUCCUGGCGUUCACCACCAUGAGAGCUUCUCCACCUUUAAGAGGUUCAUUAGAGCAUGACCCUUGUUCCCAAUCCUUUUGCUGGCCAGUAACCUUCAGGGUGAGUGGAACUAUAUUGGGGCAACGACGGGUGAAUUUAUCAAAGCAUCAGAAGGAAGAUGAAGGGGUGAGCAAGGCAAGACAGGACAUAUGGAGCAUGAGGCAGGGAGUGUGACCUGCUGGGGAAGAGGGAGAAAAGAUGUUAGGGAACAUGGGGAGAUUACAGCCAUGUCAGGGCAGAAAGCAGCAGGGGAGUACUACUAGCGAAGAGCUAUAGAUCUCCUGGUGGAAAGCCUAAAAGGUUAUUAGUUACUCUCUCAGAAACCAGUUGGCCAAGGCACGAGGCUGCAGCACCCAGAUACUGGUUCAGAGCAGUGGUGCUUCAUGUUGGGCUGUCUAUUAGGGGAGAGGACAGAAAACUGCUAGUGCUUGCCUACCUUAUACUUCUCCUGUAUUUCCUCCUUCCCCUAAUGUGGCUGUUUAUCUCCCCAACAUUCAUGUUUCCCCAUGUCUCCUCCACACUUCCGUCCCACCAUACAAAACACUUUUCAUACAUCUCCAGCUCUAUAACAGCGUGGAGAAUCAUAUGGUCAGUGUGUCCAGCAGUUUUCUUUGGCAAAACCCUUCGGCUGUGACAAAUUAUGCUGAUACAGGUUUACAGGCCUAUGAAAUAAAGUUAUUGCAGUAAAGUUCAGUUGCUAUGAGAAACCUAAACCUUUUUUUUUAAAGUUGGACAAGAACCACAGAAAUGUGAGGGGAAAACACUGAAAGUUUUUGAAGAGGGAAUUUUUUUAAUAAGUUCCAUGUAAAAGUUAUUAAUUCUUGUCCCAAAAAAAUAAAUGGAAAACUAAAUUCUCCUGGGGAAAAAUUAUCAUGGCAAAUUUGGAGACUAAACCCAAUCUUUAAACUGAAAGAGGGAUUGUUCGUAUUGUUUUAUGUGCAAAUCUCAAGGCAAUCCCUCACUACUAUAGUCACGUUGGGCCUAGCUUUUACAAAGGGAAUCUCUCCUCCCCUGCAGCUGACUUCAGUAGGAGUUGUGAGUAAAGACUGCAAGACUCUGACCUUAAAUGUUACAAACAUCUCUGCCAAACAUUAGAAUGACAGGAUGAGCUUCUAUAGGCAUCUUCCACUUUAAAGCGAAUCCUAAAGCUUUAGCUCUGACAAUCUCCCAUUUUAAAAAAUCCCUUUGCUCAUAUAUAGGCCACUAAUCUAGGUCUACUUGAGGGCAUCAAAAGUAGAGCUGAGCAAAAAUUCAUAAUUUUUGUCCUGUGAGAAAUUCUAAUACUUUACCAUUUUUAUCCCAAACUAGGACAAAAAAAUUGAAAUAUCAGUUCUUUUGCAAAAUGGAAAUUCCAAAGAAAGUCUGUUUAGAAAUGGCAAAACAGUUUCUCAUUUUGGAUCAAAAUGAAACAUUUCAACAUUCCCAAGCCAAAAAUGUUUCAUUUUGGUUAGUUGAACUGAACUCCCCAAAAAGGUUCAUUCAGUCAGUUCAAUAAUUUCCAUUUGUGUUGCAUUCCUUCGUGGGAAUUGUAGUUUGGGAGUCAGAUCACCCAUAAUGCAAUUGAUGUGACUCUCAAGGCACACCACACAACUUGGCCAGAGGGCUGACCACAUUGUAUACUGGGAGAUGUACUCUGGCAAGGAAGCUCAGCCUAUUGGGGGGAGGAAAUGGGAAUCCAAACUACUACUCCCAUGAGGCAAGGUGACAACAGAGAAAUAGACAUUUUAUAACACAGUAUUAUGGCAUGCUAUGACUAUCUAUUACAACCACAAAUGUUGUAUACAUCUGUUAGUCUGAAUAAUCAUCUAUGAUUUUUUUUUUUUAAUUUUAGGAACCUAAGUCAACAGUUACCUACUGGACUAAUUAUGUGGACAAAGAAGAAUCCAUUUUCUAAAGAGGAAAAGGAUUACUAAAAUACAGAAACACAACAGCAAUGAAAUUGCAGCUUUAUGUAGAUCUUUACACUGUAUCCCACACAUACUGUAAUGUACCUAUAUUAUGAAAUCACUGUACUGAAUGUAAUUGAACUUUCUACAGGCCAAAAUCUUGGUCUCAUUGAAGACAAUCUGAAUGUUGUCAUUCACUUUAAUUAGAACAGGAUUUGGCUCUACAGCAGUGCUACUAUGGAAUGGUUCAAAACAGAUAAAUGUCUUGUGAAAAUAGAUAAUUUACUGUACAAUUUGGUUGAGUUCCUAAUCUUUAACUGAUCUACAGUAUUAAUUGUUAUAACAUACAUCAAUGAACUAGUGGAUGCUUUUGUAGCUGCAGGUUAUCCUGAUGUGAUGAAAAACAAUUUUUCAUUGAGCUCUUGCAGGCUGAGCAACGAAAUCAAAGGAGAGAGUUUUAACAAUAGUAGAGAAGUCUAGUUUAAGAUAAACAAUGACUUAGAUGCAAGACACGCUUUCACUUAAUCAAAGGCGGCAGACAGACUACUUAUGGGCAUUUGGUCAGAAAUUCACUUAAUUCAUAGUUCUUUAAUCUAAAAAUCUACCUGUAAAUCUAUAGUGUAAGCAUCUAAGCAUUCACUAUAAAAUUAAAUAUGCUCACUUUCA
This is a messenger RNA of Gopherus evgoodei (Goodes thornscrub tortoise), 5516 nucleotides long. RefSeq lists its product as uncharacterized. The record is from RefSeq and is a predicted model, not a curated record. Lineage: Eukaryota; Metazoa; Chordata; Testudines; Testudinidae. Bases 1214 to 2299 code for a protein of 361 amino acids. The transcript is spliced from 13 exons.